AUGUUCCCGGCGUGCGGGCGGGACGCCGGGGUCGACCCGACGAGGUGCGUGCGGGUCCUUCCCAGCGAGCGCGUGGACACUGGCGGCUUUUUCGCCGCGGCCCUGACCAAGCGGACCGCCGCUGGGCCGUGCGCGGGCGCGGGCGCCGACGCGGGGGCGAAGGCGUGGUGGCAGCUGUGGGCGGCGUGUCGCUUCGACUUUGCGCGGCUGAAGCGGACCACGCGUGAGGCGCCGGCCGUGCUCAACUUCUUCGGGCUGCUGCACGAGGAGGCGGCAGCCCGCGCGCACGGCGUCGAGCGCUUCCCGCUGGAGGCCGUCGCCUGGGCGCCGAAGCGCACCCGGUGGGCCGGCGGCCUCCUCGUCCUGGCCGCCGCGCCGCUGCAGGGGCUGCAGCACCACGCUGGCCUGCCAGUGGCGGGAGGAGGCAUGCCGCUGCUGGUGCGCAUGCGCGACGACUGCGCGUGGGCGCGAAACGCGGGGCUCUCAGACGGCAGAGACUUCUUCACCUGGCGCCCGGAGCCCGGCGCGUCGGCCGCCUUCCUCGCGCGCUAU
Molecule: messenger RNA, 552 nt
Organism: Prorocentrum cordatum
Lineage: Eukaryota; Dinophyceae; Prorocentrales; Prorocentraceae
Source: the annotation of a GenBank genome assembly